Pimephales promelas (fathead minnow) is the source of this 1388-nucleotide messenger RNA. RefSeq names its product NME/NM23 nucleoside diphosphate kinase 3 (gene nme3). The record is from RefSeq and is a predicted model, not a curated record. NCBI's taxonomy places the organism in Eukaryota, Metazoa, Chordata, Actinopteri, Cypriniformes, Leuciscidae. Gene Ontology annotation, biological process: GTP biosynthetic process; UTP biosynthetic process; CTP biosynthetic process. Gene Ontology annotation, molecular function: nucleoside diphosphate kinase activity.
GCCAUAAAACCCAGAGAAGAAGCAGAACCGUUGCGGUGUCGAGAAGGAAAUGAAUAGUUGAAUAAAGUCGUUAUUUUUGUUUGUCUUUUGCACACAGAAUACUUUUGUAAAGUAUUCUCGUCGCUUAGUAAACUUAGAUAAACUAAAGAUAGAACCAGUGUAGUCACUUGGACUAUUUUAACGGUAUCUUCUAACUUUUCUAGGCCGGAAAGUUUCUAUCCCGUUGAACUUGAAGCAACUCUCAGAUUUAACGUUAAUCAACAUUUAACAUGGAACAACAUGAGGUCUAUGGAAAACUCUAGAGGCAGCCCGGUUUUCUGCUCUGCGAAGAUGAUCAUACUUUGCUUAACAAUAUUUGCGAACGUAUUCAAGACGGGAUGGACCGGCUCAAACGAGCGCACGUUCAUCGCAGUGAAACCAGAUGGUGUUCAGCGCAGACUGGUGGGUGAGAUCAUCCGACGCUUUGAACGAAAGGGUUUCAAACUGGUCGGCAUGAAGCUCCUGCAGGCAUCAGAGGAGCAGCUCGCAGAGCACUACCGGGACCUGAGGGAGAAGCCUUUCUACAACGGCUUGGUUAAAUACAUGAGCUCAGGACCCAUUGUUGCUAUGGCAUGGCAAGGGCUCGAUGUGGUUAAGACCGCCAGAAAGAUGCUUGGAGAGACAAACCCAGCAAACUCUCUCCCAGGCACUAUCAGAGGAGACUUUUCCGUGGAAACGAGCAGGAAUGUGAUCCAUGGCAGUGAUUCAGUUGCUAGUGCUCAGAGAGAGAUCUCUCUGUGGUUCGCGAAUCACGAGUUGCUCUGCUGGGAAGAGAGCAGUCACAACUGGAUCUACGCCUGAAAGCCUUCAUGUUGCACUCAUCGUAACAUGCAGUUUUUACAGCUUCAUCUGCAUCUGAUACCUGCUCCUCACAGAGGCUGCUCGGCUCAAGCCAUAGUGACCAAAAUAAUAAAGCAAAAGGUAGCUUAUGUUGACAUAUGUCUGGAUCCAGUCAUUGGUCAAGCCAUUUUUGAAUAUGACCAAUUUCUUACUGCUUAACUCAUGCUGUUGUUAACAUUUUUAGGGUUUAUUUGCAGAUAUUCAUUUUACUAAUCUUUGGUGGGUUGGUAAGUCAGGCGCUAUUCUAAAGUUAAUUAGUGUUUAUAUCCUUUUGAAAGACAUUGUUUACAUUUUCACAUUCAACUUUUGAUAUGGGCAUGCUUCUUGUCAUCUUGAUGCACUAUGUGAAAAUACAUUUAUUAUUCAUGCCUAAAAAGGAAAGCAAUAAUGAAUGAAACAGGGCCAGCUUUCUCUGAAAAACUUAAAUAUCCCAAUUUGCUCUAGUCCUAUGAUUGGAACUCACUUGAAUAAACUUUACUCUACAAAUAAAUAAAUUAGUCCUUUGUUCA